Messenger RNA from Miniopterus natalensis, 2706 nucleotides. The record is from RefSeq and is a predicted model, not a curated record. Lineage: Eukaryota; Metazoa; Chordata; Mammalia; Chiroptera; Miniopteridae.
CCGGGCCCUCGGGUGCACGCUCGGCCUGCCGCGCCCCGGAGCUCGGACAGCCCCUUUUCCCGACGUGGUCACCGAGGACGCAGGGGGUGGGUGCUAUGGAAUACGGCGAGAAGCUGGCCCGGUUCCGGCAGGCCCACCUCAACCCCUUCAACAAGCAGCUUGGACAGAGGGCUGGCGAGGAGGCCCCAGACAUCGCUUCUGAAGAGACCCUGCCUGAGCGGUCCCCCGGGGAGCCGGAGUUCCACUGUGCCGAGCGUGUGAUGGAUCUCGGUCUGUCUGAGGACCACUUCUCCCGCCCUGUGGGUCUGUUCUUGGCCUCUGACAUCCAGCAGCUGCGGCAGGCCAUCGAGGAGUGCAAGCAGGUGAUUCUGGAGCUACCUGAGCACUCAGAGAGGCAGAAGGAUGCUGUUGUGAGGCUCAUCCACCUCCGGCUGAAGCUCCAGGAGCUAAAGGACCCCAAUGAAGAUGAGCCCAACAUUCGAGUCCUCCUGGAGCAUCGUUUCUACAAGGAGAAGAGCAAGAGUGUCAAGCAGACUUGCGACAAGUGUAACACCAUCAUCUGGGGGCUCAUUCAGACCUGGUACACCUGUACAGGGUGUUAUUACCGCUGCCACAGCAAGUGCCUGAACCUCGUCUCCAAGCCCUGCGUGCGCUCCAAAGUCAGCCACCAGGCGUACGAGCUCAGCAUCUGCCCCGAGGCUGGGCUGGACAGCCAGGACUACCGGUGCGCCGAGUGCCGGGCCCCCAUCUCCCUGCGGGGUGUGCCUAGUGAGGCCCGGCAGUGCGACUACACCGGCCAGUACUACUGCAGCCACUGCCACUGGAACGACCUGGCGGUCAUCCCGGCCCGCGUGGUGCACAACUGGGACUUCGAGCCGCGCAAGGUGUCCCGCUGCAGCAUGCGCUACCUGGCGCUGAUGGUGUCGCGGCCAGUGCUCAGGCUCCGGGAGAUCAACCCUCUGCUCUUCAACUAUGUGGAGGAACUGGUGGAGAUCCGGAAGCUGCGCCAGGACAUCCUGCUCAUGAAGCCAUACUUCAUCACUUGUAAGGAGGCCAUGGAAGCGCGUCUGCUCCUGCAGCUCCAAGACCGGCAGCAUUUUGUGGAGAACGAUGAGAUGUACUCAGUCCAGGACCUGUUGGAUGCACACACGGGCCGCCUGGGCUGCUCGCUCACCGAGACCCACACACUCUUUGCCAAGCACAUCAAGCUGGAUUGUGAGCGGUGCCAGGCCAAGGGUUUCGUAUGUGAGCUCUGCAGAGAGGGUGACGUGCUCUUCCCCUUCGACAGCCACACAUCCGUGUGCAGUGACUGCUCCGCCGUCUUCCACAGGGACUGCUACUACGACAACUCCACCACAUGUCCCAAGUGUGCCCGGCUCACCUUGAGGAAGCAGUCGCUCUUCCAGGAGCCUGGCCCUGAUGUGGAUGCCUAGUGCCAUGGGCACCCCACCCGGGCCUGCUUGGAGCCCACCCUACCAGUCAAUGCCAAAGUCAAGGUGUUUCUUGUGCUCUGGAGAUCCCUAGGGUGCAGCCCCUGAACCUCUCCCCAUGCUGGGCCAGAGGGUGUAAGCACUGCAAGGACCAUGAGCCUCCGGUGCUUGCUGUGACUCAGGGCGGAGCCUGGCUGUUUCCUGGGUGUGCUGCUUCGAGGGCCAGAAUUGCCCCCCCCACUACACAGCUCCAUGGGCAGGGGAGUGAGGGAGGGCUUCUCGUCUUCCCCAUGGCGAAGAGCCCCCCACACCCUUGAGGCCAAGGCUGCUGGGUCUUGGCUACCCUGAAAACCCUGGAGGGCUUCAGGGGAGUGGCUGACAAGACCAGAGGAUGCCUGCUGCACACACCCAGCUUUGGCCUGAGAUUUAUCUGUAGUGGAUGGUUUGUGAUCUACCUGGAGGCUCCCAUCCCCCCAGCCACAGCUCUUCACUGGGGGAGCUGCACCUGACCUCAACAUUGGCAGGGAUGCUUCCUGCAUCAGAGACCCUGCCUUUGAGGGGAAGGCCUGUGGUCUUUCCUGCCCUAGACUGUGAUUGGCUGUCAGGUACAGGUGGUGGGUGGUGGGCAGGGAACACAGCUACUGGUUCCCCAUAACCUUUAGGAAACCCAAAAGGAGAGGCUACAGCCAGCAGAAGGGUCAGCUCAGCUUGCUGGCGGAUGAGAGGGGUGCUGAAGACAGCGUCACAGGGUCUCAUGGUGGCUCUAGGUGGGCCUCUGCUGUCUGCUCUGACCUGCCUCAGUGUGACAGCAAGAAGCAAACACUGUUGAGGUGGGGUCAAUAAGCCCUCUGCCUGCCUCUCUUUCUCUAGGGUUGCAGAGUGUUUAAGGGCAGGUGCCUCAGACCAGCACCUUUCUCACAGCCUCUGAUUUCUGUCACGGAAACAUAAGCCAUUCCUGAGUUCAUGUGUUACAAUCAGUGUGUCCAGAGAAAACGUUAGCAUGCUGGCAUUUGCCGGACAGAGCUGGGUCCUUUUAUUUUUUAUUUUCUUAGCCCCCUUAAUUACCUCCUGCCCCAACACCUCUUCCCCACCUAUCCCUUCUGGAUGACAAAGUCUCUAUACAGAACCACGCGUGGUCUCUCUGAGUCCACAGCACCAUGACAAGAACCCACUGAGGAAGCAGUUUGCACGGCCAGCACCUCACAGAGCAGCAGCAAGGGGCACCCAGCUGGAACGAUGCUGCAGCUACUGUCUCAUUAAAUCUAUGUUCUCUAGA